Messenger RNA from Penicillium soppii, 2229 nucleotides. It is a transcript of the gene EifCb, whose product is annotated as translation initiation factor eIF3 core subunit b. Gene Ontology annotation, biological process: translational initiation. The record is from RefSeq and is a predicted model, not a curated record. The coding region runs from base 1 to 2229 and encodes 742 amino acids. Lineage: Eukaryota; Fungi; Ascomycota; Eurotiomycetes; Eurotiales; Aspergillaceae. Gene Ontology annotation, molecular function: translation initiation factor activity; RNA binding; translation initiation factor binding. Gene Ontology annotation, cellular component: eukaryotic translation initiation factor 3 complex. The transcript has 4 exons.
AUGGCGCCCAGUUUCGAUACCCUGUCUGAGCAGGACCUCCACGAGGAAGAGGAGGAGGAGAUUGACUUCUCCGAUCUCAAGGCGCAAUAUGAAGUUCAGGUUGAGGAAGGAUUGGACACAUUUAUCGUCAUCGACGGCCUCCCCGUUGUGCCCGAAGACAGCCGACAGAAGCUCGUGAAGUUCUUAUUGAGAAAACUCAACUCCGUCGGCAGCACAUCCGAAGAUGCGGUGUUCAUGCCCGUCAACGACAAGAAGCAGACCGAAGGAUUUGCCUUUGUGGAGUACGAAACCCCCGAGCAGGCUGUGGCCGCCGUCAAGCAGCUGCACGGCGUUCCUCUCGAUAAGAAGCACACCCUGGCCGUGAACAAGUUGAUGGAUAUUGAGCGUUAUGGUCGCGAAGGUCGGAUCGACGAAGAAUACAAGGCCCCCGCCCUGGAACCGUACAAGGAGAAGGAGCACCUGCGCUCGUGGAUGGGAGACGAAAAAGCCCGCGAUCAGUUCGCCCUCUACCGCGCCGACAAGGUUGGCGUCUUCUGGAACAACAAGACCAACCCCCCAGAGAAUGUUGUGGACCGCGCCCACUGGACACAACUUUUCGUUCAAUGGUCCCCCAAGGGAACCUUCCUCGCCUCCGUCCACCCCCAGGGUGUCCAACUCUGGGGAGGCGAGUCCUUCUCCAAGCAAAAGCAGUUCCCCCACCCCUUCGUGCAGUUGAUCGAGUUCUCCCCGCUCGAGGGCUACUUGACGACGUGGUCCGCACGCCCUAUCCAGGUCGAGGAAGGCCAACCCGUACUGACCUACGAGGAGGAUGGCAAGAACAUUAUUGUCUGGGAUAUCGAGACCGGCAAGCCCCUCCGUUCCUUUGUCUCACACGACCUCGCUGCCCCCGCUGCCAUCGAGGGCGACGUUGCACCCAAGAAGAAGGUGCAAUGGCCCGCGUUCAAGUGGUCCUCAGAUGAGAAGUACGUCGCUCGUAUGCUCCAGGGCCAGUCCAUCUCCAUCUACGAGCUCCCCAACAUGAACCUCCUUAACAAGACCUCCGUCAAGAUUGAGGGUGUUAUGGACUUCGAAUGGUCUCCCGCUACCGUCACCCGCGAGGGUGUCAAGCAGUACGAGCAAUUGCUCUGCUUCUGGACCCCGGAAAUCGGCAGCAACCCCGCCCGUGUUGGUAUGAUGAGCGUGCCCUCAAAGGAGGUUGUCCGUACCCGUAACCUGUUCAACGUUUCCGAUGUCAAGUUGCACUGGCAAUCCCAGGGUGCCUACGUCUGCGUCAAGGUCGACCGUCACUCCAAGUCCAAGAAGUCCAUGGCCACCAACCUGGAGAUUUUCCGCGUUCGCGAGAAGGGUGUUCCCGUUGAGGUUGUUGACAGCCUGAAGGAUACCGUCAUUAACUUUGCCUGGGAGCCCAAUGGAUCCCGAUUCGUUGCUAUCACAAACGGCGAGGCACCACAAGGCGCCGCCGUUGGCCCUAAGACUUCCGUCUCUUUCUUCGCACCUGAGAAGAAGGGUUACACAGCCGGUAACUUCAAGCUGGUGCGCACUGUCGAUAAGAAGACCAGCAACGGUAUCUACUGGUCCCCCAAGGGUCGUUUCGUUAUUGUCGCAACCGUCCACUCCCAGACCAGCUUCGAUAUGGACUUCUGGGAUAUGGACUUCGAGGGUGAGAAGGUUGAGGCCGAGAAGGAUCUCGCCGCCAACCUCCAGCUCAUGAAGACCGCUGAGCACUAUGGUGUCACCGAUAUUGACUGGGAUUCCACUGGUCGCUACGUUGUCAGCAGCGCCAGUGUCUGGACACACUCUAUGGAGAACGGCUGGAACAUGCACACCUUCUCCGGUACCACCCUUUCCGAGAACCCCACCGAAAAGUUCAAGCAGUUCCUCUGGCGCCCGCGCCCCGCCACUCUCCUCAGCAAGGAGGAGCAGAAGCAAGUGCGCAAGAACCUCCGCGAGUACUCAAAGGAGUUCGACGAGGAGGACAAGUACGCCGUGGACAUCGCCAACACUGCUGUUGUGGAGACCCGCAAGCGCGUGCUCAGCGAGUGGCUCGCCUGGCUCCGUCGCGAGAAGGAGCUCCUGGCCGAGGAGAAGGAGGUCUUCGGAUUGCCCGAAGAUGCAGAUACACCCAAGGCGGCCCGCGACGCCCCCCCUGUUGUCGAGGACCAGGGCGACUCCGUGGUCGAAGAGAUUGUCGAAGAGAUCGUCGAAGAGACCGAGGAGGUCAUUGGAUGA